AUGUCGCUCGCUACAAAUCUCGGCUCGUCAUUACGGACGGCUAGCAGCACCGUCAAUGCUGCCGUUGCGUCCACCUCCUCCUCGGCGAUUCGAGCCUUCUCCGUCUCUGCCCGCGCCUCUGCCAAGCCAAGAAAGAAACGCAAUGCAGACGAUCCGAUGUCCCUCCGCAGGAUGGCCAAAUUCAACUACGACGAUGUUCCGACGCUGGGACAUGCCAUCUUGGCACGCAAGCGUGAAAUGCUGCAGCUGAUGCGUACGGUCGAAUUCGAGAUCCCAAAGCUGUCCAACUUCCGUCAGUCGUACCAGCCGCCUUCGUCUUCGCAAUACCUCCAGUUCCGGUUCCAGCAUUACCAAGGUGAGAACCACCCUGCGUCGCGCAAGGUGGUGCUCAACGUCGAUGUCGAUGCGUUGGUCGAGGCGGGGGCGGUCAAGGACGCCAAGUCGAAGCACAAGCUACUUCUGCUUGCUGGGAGCAGGUUCCACCCGAAGGCGAAAGCGCAGGCCAGGGAUCAGGGCGAGAUCAAGAUCUCGUGCGAGCUGUUCCCCAACGAACGACAGAACAUGAAGUGGUGCUCGGACACGCUCGAUGCGCUGGUCCAGGAAGCCAACGUUCGAACCAACGAGGUGGACGACUUGCCGCUCGACUCGAGGUCGUCGCUGAUCAGGCAGGACAAGAAGCGUCACUAUUUGCGUGCUGAUCGCCCGACGUUGAGGGAUUUCCCCAAGCAGUGGUUGUAA
This is a messenger RNA of Sporisorium graminicola, 738 nucleotides long. RefSeq lists its product as uncharacterized. The coding region runs from base 1 to 738 and encodes 245 amino acids. Gene Ontology annotation, biological process: mitochondrial translation. The record is from RefSeq and is a predicted model, not a curated record. Gene Ontology annotation, cellular component: mitochondrial small ribosomal subunit. Lineage: Eukaryota; Fungi; Basidiomycota; Ustilaginomycetes; Ustilaginales; Ustilaginaceae. Gene Ontology annotation, molecular function: structural constituent of ribosome. The transcript has a single exon.